AUGAGAGCAGAGAUGACAGUUCAGUCGGAUGCAGAUUAUCGACGAGAUUUUAAUGUAAAACCAUAUGGAAAUAAUUUUAUCGAUGCUGAGAUGACAAUUCAGUCGGCUGUUGCUAAUCGACGAGAUAUGAAAGCUGAAGGCUCUUCAACUUCACAAUUAAUUAAAGUUGGGCCGGUAUCAACAAAACUUCAAUGCCCUGAAUGUAAAUGCAUAAUUAAGACAAAAACACAAACUGAAGUGUCAAUGCAAACUCAUGUCAUAGCUGCAAUGUUGCUUCCGUGA
Molecule: messenger RNA, 282 nt
Organism: Clunio marinus
Lineage: Eukaryota; Metazoa; Arthropoda; Insecta; Diptera; Chironomidae
Source: the annotation of a GenBank genome assembly